This is a messenger RNA of Aphis gossypii (cotton aphid), 605 nucleotides long. It is a transcript of the gene RpII18, whose product is annotated as DNA-directed RNA polymerases I, II, and III subunit RPABC2. Lineage: Eukaryota; Metazoa; Arthropoda; Insecta; Hemiptera; Aphididae. Gene Ontology annotation, biological process: DNA-templated transcription. The transcript has 4 exons. The record is from RefSeq and is a predicted model, not a curated record. Gene Ontology annotation, molecular function: DNA binding; DNA-directed RNA polymerase activity. Gene Ontology annotation, cellular component: nucleus; RNA polymerase II, core complex; RNA polymerase I complex. The coding region runs from base 141 to 539 and encodes 132 amino acids.
UUAAUACAAAUAAAAUAAGCUGUAUGUUCGACUUCGCCGAUGUCGAAUGUUGAUAGUUGAUACUUGUCGCUUCACGUUUGAUAGUGCUCAACAGUCAACACCAAGAGAAUCACAAACUUUAAAAUUAAAUUAAAGUAAUAAUGGCUGACGAAGAAUUCGAGCACGACGAUGGUGGCGCAGAUGAUUUUGAUGAAGUUGAAGACGAUGCAGACUUGGAUGAAUUAGAUCAACCUGAAGAAAAUGAAGAUAACAUUGAUAUUUUACCUAUUCAAGAAGCUCAAAGUCAAGUUCAAAAAUCUAAGCGAAUUACAACUAAGUAUAUGACAAAGUAUGAAAGAGCUCGGGUAUUAGGUACGAGAGCUUUGCAAAUAGCAAUGUGUGCUCCUGUCAUGGUAGAACUUGAAGGCGAAACUGAUCCAUUACAAAUUGCAAUGAAAGAAUUAAAGAAACGUAAAAUACCUAUUAUAAUCAGAAGAUAUUUACCAGACAAUAGCUAUGAAGAUUGGGGAAUUGAUGAACUAAUAAUAGUUGAUCAAUAAAAUUUAUUUUAUGCACUUAACAAAUGUAAAAAGAAAUUAUAAUUUAAUUAUAUUAUACGAUCUCUA